This is a messenger RNA of Ziziphus jujuba (common jujube), 3343 nucleotides long. Its product is annotated as phosphoinositide phosphatase SAC2. The coding region runs from base 533 to 3010 and encodes 825 amino acids. The transcript has 16 exons. Gene Ontology annotation, biological process: phosphatidylinositol dephosphorylation. Gene Ontology annotation, molecular function: phosphatidylinositol-3,5-bisphosphate 5-phosphatase activity. Gene Ontology annotation, cellular component: intracellular membrane-bounded organelle. Lineage: Eukaryota; Viridiplantae; Streptophyta; Magnoliopsida; Rosales; Rhamnaceae. The record is from RefSeq and is a predicted model, not a curated record.
AAUUCUAAGCUGCAAAUAUAUAACAUAUAAUAUUUAAUAUCUAUCCAUAUUUUUAUUUAUUUAUUUAUUUAUUUUUUAUGUGGAUACGGAAGUAGAAGCUGUCAAUGCCUUUCGUCUCUGCUCUCUACCUGACGACGAUCUGAACCUUCUCAGUUUUUUUUUCUAUCUCUUUGAAGAAAACCAAACAAAAAAAAGCUUUUAGUGGUUGUUCUCCGUGCUUGUUUAGUUUUGAUCCUGUUUCAAAACGUUCUCUUCUUUUCUUUUUUUUUGUUUUGUUUUGUUUUGUUUUUUUUUUGGUUUUUUUUUUCCCCUCUGUUUUAGCUGUGUGUGUGUUCGUGUCCGUCGCUCAUUGUUGUAUAUAGAUGUGUAAAUAUAUGCAUAAUUUGGUUUAUGGACGAAGAGAGGCUUAAGAGAUUUUGUGCAGUGGUGAAGAUUGAGAGAGUUUUAGCAUAAGUUUUUUUUUUAAAAAAAAAAAAAAAAAAGCAAAAAAAAAGUCCGAGCUGUUUUUUUAGGCUCGGGUGAAUCCGAAAUCAUGGAGGCUAAGAGAGAGUUCAAAAGCUGCAUCAAUGGAGAAUCAAACCAGGACUCUUUCUAUUUGCAGAAAUUCAAACUCUACGAGACUCGCUCGAACUUCUACAUGAUAGGAAGAGAUAAGAACAGAACUAUUUGGAGGGUGUUAAAGAUUGAUAGAUCUGAUCCUUCUGAGCUGAACAUUUGGCAAGAUUCUGCUACAUACUCAGAAAAUGAAUGCUAUGAUCUUCUGAGAAGGGUAGAUGAAGGAAACAAGGCCAUUGGUGGACUUAAAUUUGUCACAACUUGUUAUGGAAUCAUUGGGUUUGUGAAAUUUCUGGAACCUUAUUACAUGCUGGUUAUUACAAAAAGAAGGAAGAUUGGGGCAAUUUGUGGUCAUACAAUAUAUGCCAUUACGAAGAGUGAGAUGAUUCCAGUUCCAAAUUCCACUGUGCGGUCAAAUUUGGCUUAUUCUAAGGAUGAGAACAGAUACAAGAAGUACCUAUGCACAGUGGAUCUCACGAAGGACUUCUAUUUCAGCUACUCAUACAAUAUCAUGCGUUGUCUUCAAAAGAACUUAUGUGAUAAUAGGACAGGACCAUUCCUUUAUGAAACAAUGUUUGUUUGGAAUGAGUAUUUAACACGUGGAAUCCGAAAUACCCUCGAUGAUACUCUAUGGACAGUUGCCUUAGUAUAUGGCUUUUUUAAACAGGUUGAUCUUUCUGUAUCUGGUAAGGACUUCAAGUUGACACUUAUUGCCAGACGGUCACGUCAUUAUGCAGGAACCAGAUACUUAAGACGGGGUGUAAAUGAGAAGGGCAGAGUAGCUAAUGAUGUUGAGACAGAACAGAUUGUUAUUGAGAAUGCUCCUGAAGGAUUCCAAAGGAAAAUAAGUUCUGUGGUACAGCACAGAGGCUCGAUUCCCCUUUUCUGGUCCCAUGAAACUUCACGGAUGAAUAUCAAACCUGACAUCAUAUUGUCAAGAAAGGACCCAAACUAUGAAGCCACAAGGCUUCAUUUUGAAAAUCUUUUCAAGAGAUAUGGAACUCCCAUAAUAAUUUUAAAUUUGAUUAAGAGGCGUGAGAAGAAGCCGAGAGAAACAAUCCUUCAUAGAGAGUUUACAAAUGCUAUUAGUUUUAUAAAUAGAAAUUUAACACCGGAAAAGCGCCUUAGGUUUCAUCACUGGGAUCUACACAAACAUUCUAGAAGCAAAGAAACCAAUGUUUUGUUGCACCUCGGAAAGGUGGCUGAAAAAGCAUUGGAAAUAACUGAAGUCUUCUACUGUCAAGUAACCCCAAAUUUAAGGCCUGUGGAAUUGUUUAAUGGUUCUUGCUUUGAGAAUAACACUAGCGGUGACCGCUCUUUGGAAAAGCUUUCUAGUGAAAAUGAGAGUGCUGAUUACAUGGAAACAAAAAUUUGCAAUAGUAUUGGAAGUGAUAGCGGUGCUGGUAGUGGUAGCAGUUGUGAUUAUGGCUCCAAAUCUCUGAUGUUUCAGAAAGGGGUCCUAAGGACCAAUUGUAUUGACUGCCUAGAUCGUACAAAUGUUGCACAGUAUGCUUAUGGCCUAGCUGCUCUUGGAUUUCAGCUAAAUGCAUUAGGAUUUUUAGAAUCCUCAAAGAUUGAUCUUGAUGACCCUUUGGCUAAAGAUCUAAUGGACUUGUACGAGACCAUGGGUGACAUACUUGCAUUACAAUAUGGUGGUUCUGCAGCUCACAACAAGGUAUUUUCUAAAAGACGAGGUCAAUGGAGUGCAACUACUCAGUCUCAAGAGUUCAUUAGAACAUUACAGCGGUUUUACAAUAAUACUUAUGUGGAUGGCGAGAAGCAAAAGGCUAUUAAUUUAUUCUUGGGACAUUAUCAACCGCAACAGGGAAAACCAGCUCUAUGGGAAUUGGAUUCUGACCAGCACUACAAUGUCGGGAGGUGUGACCUUCAUUUUGCAGAUGAGAAUGUUAGGCUGACGAUUAAAAGAUCACUAUCAGAUGGCAAUAUUCUUUGUGAAAGUGACUCCCAAAUGGCAAGCACAGAUAUUGCAGACAAUCAGCUUUCAUCUGAAGCAGCACAAGGAAAUAACAAAGGUCUUUCGGAUUCUGCGCCGGAGAUUUCAACUAUAAAAUGUCCCAUGUCUUAUUGCAGAUGUGCUCCCCCUAUUUCUAACGAGCAAAUUUUCAGAGGGCUGCAAGAGGAUAAAUUGCUUGAUAGUGAUCAUGUUUCUUGUGAACAUGAUGAUGAUUGUAACUUCUCCAAUUUUCUGGAUUCAAACUGGCUAUCUUCAUCUGGAAAUUCUUGUGAAGAAGAUUCCCAUGGAAGCCUUUCACCAAAAGAUGUUGUGAAAGGACUAAAAAUUGAAAUGACUACGUCUAGACAUGAAUCUGGCUCUUUCCAUAAGGGGCAGGAGCACACCGAACCGGAGCUCAAUAAUGAUGGCGUCGUGGCUGAAUUUUCCAAGAGCUUUGUUGACUGGGUAGUUGAAGGGGGUUUGCUGUCACAUGGAAGUUAAGUUGAAGGCUUCAUUAUUAACAUUACAUCAUCUGAUUCAACCCAUCCGAAGGAUAGGGUCCAUGUACAGAAAAUAAGGGAUGAGAGACCAACCAAAGGAGAACGGUAAAGAAUUUGUAAAGGCAGGUGAAAAUUCAUUCUUGAUCAUGUGAUAAUUCACUUAUUUGCUUCAACAGCAAGCUGCUGUUUAACAUGUUAUAGAAGUUUAGUAGAUUUCGUUUUUCUCAACAUUGCCGGUUUUGUAGGUUCCUAACUCACAGAAAUCAUUGACCCUGUAAAUAUUCGAUGUACACAUUCUGGAUUUUUGGCUAAACUUACGAGCAUUACAUUUCAA